Messenger RNA from Cynara cardunculus var. scolymus (artichoke), 3301 nucleotides. RefSeq lists its product as uncharacterized. Gene Ontology annotation, cellular component: nucleus. Gene Ontology annotation, biological process: telomere maintenance. The coding region runs from base 43 to 3144 and encodes 1033 amino acids. The record is from RefSeq and is a predicted model, not a curated record. The transcript has 12 exons. Lineage: Eukaryota; Viridiplantae; Streptophyta; Magnoliopsida; Asterales; Asteraceae.
AACAUCGACCCUUGAGAUUUCUCCAAAUUUCAGCGAGAAACAAUGGGGGAUUUAGCGAACCAACUCAAUGAAUUGAAAACCCUUUUGUCAUCUUGUGCUGGUAUCAACUCAAAAUGGGACAAAUCAUCCGCUUACUCCAUGUUAUUGCAACUGGAAGAACACUCGACUACCGAUCCUCCCCUCCUUAAAUCUCUCGCUGAUUCGUCUCAUAUUCUUUUGUCGUCGAUGGCGAACGAUAUUUCAGAUGAUGACGAGGAAAUUGCUGCACAGGCUUUGAAGUGUAUGGGGUUCAUGAUUUACCAUCCAUCCAUUGUUACCGGUAUCUCAGGAGAUGAUGUUGAUAUGGUUCUAAGUUCUCUGCAGAAGGUCAUUUUGGCCACUCGAAUCAAGUCUGUUUGUAAUUUAGGAGUAUGGUGCAUAUCUGUCCAACAAUUCAGUGCAAUGUCCUUAAAUGCUCAUAUUGACUCUUUGGUGAGGGCAAUAAUUCAUGCCCUUGACAAUCCUACUGGAUCUCUAUCAACAACUUUUGAGGCCAUGCAGGCUGUGAUGAAGCUUGUGACCCAGUUGCCUGAAAAAAUGAGAGAGACAUCUAACUUAUGGGCUCCCCCGAUAUACAGAAGACUUGUUAGUGCAGAUAAAAGGGAGAAAUGUAUGUCAGAAAGAUGUUUACUGAAACUUAAAUCUACAAUAUGUCCCCCAUCUAAAGCUCUCUCCAAGGCAGUUAUUCUAGAUGUUAAGAGAAAGCUACUUCCUGCACUGGAGGGGCUGUUAAAUCAAGGCAUGAAGAUUCAAGCAAUGCAAGCAUGGGGAUGGUUUACUCGCCUUAUAGGACCAUAUGCCAUGAAAAAUAGGCACUUAAUUAAUCAGCUACUAAAAAGUCCUGAGCAGACGUUUUCUGACAGUGACCCACAAGUCAAGAUUGCUUCACAGAUUGCCUGGGAAGCUUUAAUUGAUGCUUUGAUCAUUAUGCCCUCACAAGAAUCUUCAACAAAAGCAGUCGCACAUAAUUGCAGUAAGCAAGAGCAAACAUAUGAAGACAAUGGUGUCUUUGAAGCUAAUGGAUUACCCAAGAGCACUAAACUCAUAAUGACACCCCUAAUAGGGAUCAUGUCAAGCAAAUGGCCGAUGCUUGAAGUGGUCUUUCGAGUUGGACCUGAUAGUAGGAACAUCUGGUCUUGGAAUUUCUGCUUGGAUCUGAUUGAGAGCUAUGCAUUAGCAACAAGAAUAGAUGAAAACAGGGGAUCAGACGAUGAACAGUUAGCUAAAAGCCCGACUACUACACAUCCUGAACCUGCAAACCGUUCAUGGAAGCAUUACCCAAUUAAAUGGACGCCUUGGAAUUUAGGUCAGUUAGACUUGUUCGUAAAUGUGGUUCACAUUUUCAUCAGUCAUGGGGAAGUAGCGUAUGAUGCUGCUUUAAAACUUUUUCGUUCUUCAUUGGAAGGAGUCCAAUCUAAUUUAUCAAGUUCAAGUGUUCCUUUUAGUGAGGUUAUGUCAUGCAUCAAUACUAUCAUUAUGUGCCUGGAGAAGAUAUCUGAAAGUGUUAUCAGUCAAAUUUUUCUCCAGUUUAUAGAGAUUGCUACUAGAGAAUUGGAAUCAUCAAUUUUGGGAUCCCGUCUAUACAAAUUGACACUGCACUCCAAGUACACUGAAAACUUGAAUCAAGCAAAUGGGCUUACAAAAAUGAUGGUGGUUUGUUUGGAGGGAGAUGGGAACAUGGUUUCACCAGUUGUGUAUCUUAUUGUACUCUACUUUCAUACCAUUAUUAAUUCAACUUCUGAUGCACCUGGAGAUGGGUCUGUUGCACGGAAACUGUCCGCCUACGUGAGUUUGUUGCUGAUGUCAUAUGAUUCUUAUGAUGUUUUCCACACGUUCACAUGUUCGUUGUACAAAUACUCGACACUGAACUGCUUAGAUUUCUGGAUUGUUAUAGCAAACUGCCUGAAGGAUUAUGUAGAUGGUAACAAGGGUCUAGUGUCAUGCAAAUCAGAGCUUGAUGAUACUUGGUAUCUCCUUAUUUCUCAUUUCUUGGCUUACCCUUUUGUCGUGUUCUACUCAUUAUCACAAAAGAAGCUUGAUGUUGUACAAGUUAUCGAGCCAUGGAAGUCGCUUUAUGUGGCUGUCCAUCAGGGUUAUGGGUGCCUGUCUUCCCAGUGCUGUAAAAAUUUGUUUCCAGUUUUUGAUCAGUUUCUUGAAGAGUAUUCUGAGGUUGAUCCUGCAGAAAAGACUCAGGGUUUUGGUUUUCUUUCCUUGUGUGGAUAUGCCAUAACAUGUGUGCUUGAACAUAUUCUUAAAUCAUCGGAGCCAUGUCGAAGGAAUAACGGUGGUGGUGAUUGUAAGAGAUUCAGUCAUGCCAUAACCAGCCUGCAGUGUCCUGCCAGGUUGGGAUCUAUUGUUGAUGCUAUUGAUUGGUAUAGGUUUUUAAGUGCAUCAUAUGCCGAGGCAAAAGCAAAUCGGCAGAUUCUUGAUGCAACCUCCAGGGUCUUCUCCACGUUGGUAUGCUUCGCAGAAUCUUUUCACUUUGACGAGGAUACCGUUCCCUUUUCUGAGAUUAUGUCAAUUCCAUUGCUUCAGUGGCUAUCGGAUUUGGAACUACAACAAGAGAACACAAUCAAAUUAUGGAUCGCCAUCCUGAAACGCUUGCAGAUCAGUCGGCCACCAAUAAACUUCAACUCGACCUUCCUCAAACUCCAAGCAACCCUACUCGAAUCAACUCUCGAUCACCCAAAUUCUUCAAUCUCUGAUCCAACCAUCGCCUUUUGGAAUUCGACAUAUGGUGAACAAAUGAAGUUAGACUACCCUCAAAACUUACUUCCUGUUUUAGAUAAACUCUUCAGAAACAGCAAAAUAAGCCUCUGCAAAAAAAGUUACUCCAGACCAGAGGCUGCUAAGAUCACCACAACUCUAAACCGGUGUGUGAAACGAGUCGACCUAGUGGAUGAGCAUGUGAAAGGCUCGGGAUCAAAGAGGAAAAAGUUGGAAUUGACCGAGCGUCAAAAGGAAGUGAGACGAGCCCAACAAGGCAGGUCGAAGGAUUGCGAAGGACGUGGGCCCGGGGUUCGAACGUACACGAGUGUUGACUUUUCUCAAGGGAACGAAACCGAGUCACAAGAAGAGAUGUAUGUUGGUGAUGAAUGGUUUUAAGCUCGAUAUCAACGGUUAAGGGGUCGAAAUAUCGUUUUUAACAGGUCAUAUUACCCGUAAACAUUAACUGUAUCGGUUUUUUGAUAACUUAUACUACGAUUACUGUAAAUAUGUAAAUUGUAUGUGGACAUGUUGCAAAUUUGAAUAAAAAAUAUAU